ACUGAGCAGUACAGAAGAGGCAGAGAAGAUAAAGAUGUGUCGGAAUUGAAGAUGACCUCGCUAAGAGAUGACUUUCAGGUUCAAACAGGAAUUGGAGUAUUUUCUUCCCAACACUGGUCGUCAACAUGCUGUCCUCCAGAACCUUCUUCUGACUUGAAGAGCGUAUCCUCCUUGGUCUCACACACCGUGGUGGCACUGCCGCCUCAGUGUGAGCCUGUGUGCCCGCCGCUGCCACCAUCUUUACGGCCUCUGGAAGAGGGAUCCAUAGACCUGGUGCUACUCAAGGAGCCCCCAAAUGAGGCACCAGAAGCCCAAGCCUGUUGUUCUCGCGAGCUGCUGCUCAUCGUGAUCUUGUCCUUCGCUGUCAAACUUCUCAUCACCGCAGCUCUCUUAGUAAAGUUCCUACUUUUUCCAUCGGAGUUAAAGUCCUCGUCGCCGCCUUGUGGUGUGAAAGGCAACUGCAGCGUGCCGACCCUGCAGCCGUCUCCGCCAAAGACCCCUGUUAACCCCAUAGUCAAUGUCACAGCAGAAUGCCCAGGCUUUGCUGGCGAUGGCAGGCGCAUCGUCGGAGGGAUGCCGGCAGCUGUGGACGUUUGGGGUUGGCAGGCCAGCUUGCACUGGAGAGGGAAUCACGUCUGUGGGGGUGCCAUUGUCUCGCCACGCUGGGUCAUCACCGCAGCUCACUGUUUUGUUGAAGACGACAUGUCACAGGUGGCCGACUGGCAGGCGGUGGUGUCGAUCGUCAACAUUUUCAAGCUCUACAUGGGAAAACGAUACCGAGCUCUGCAAAUUCUUUAUCACCCUCGAUUCAACACGCGCAGCAACGAUUACGACAUCGGCCUUCUGCGCACCAUCGUCGACAUAGAGAUGAGCGGCGGGGUGCGACCAGUCUGUCUUCCCAGUCCCGACGAGUCCUUUCUUCCCGGUGCACCCUGUUGGAUCACGGGCUGGGGGUCAGUCCAGGAAGGAGGUACUGUGUCGGAUGAACUCAGGCAAGCUCAGGUUAAGGUGAUCGCCGAGUCGGUCUGCCGCCGCCCGACCAUCUACGGCGUGCACUUGACACCUCGGAUGAUCUGCGCCGGCUCCUUGGUGGGAGGAGUGGACUCCUGCCAGGGUGACAGUGGAGGGCCCCUGGUGUGUGAGACGGCUUUGGGGGAGUGGAGGCUGGCGGGGGUGGUGAGUUGGGGCGAAGGCUGCGGUCGCCGCAAUAAGCCGGGCGUGUACAGCCGAGUUACCAAGUUGAUGGACUGGGUCGGACAACAUCUGGAGGUACAUUGA
Messenger RNA from Corythoichthys intestinalis (scribbled pipefish), 1278 nucleotides. RefSeq names its product transmembrane protease serine 6-like. The transcript has 9 exons. Gene Ontology annotation, biological process: proteolysis. Gene Ontology annotation, molecular function: serine-type endopeptidase activity. Bases 52 to 1278 code for a protein of 408 amino acids. NCBI's taxonomy places the organism in Eukaryota, Metazoa, Chordata, Actinopteri, Syngnathiformes, Syngnathidae. The record is from RefSeq and is a predicted model, not a curated record.